GGCCGGAAACAUGCAGCUGUCACUUUCAUAACAACAGCUCGUCUCUUUGAAUGGGGCACGAGUGUUUGUUUGGUCAUUUCAUUCAUCCUCAUGUUGUGAUCUGUGUGUGAGUGGACGUCAUGGACCCUCCAGAAUCAGAGGCGGUGGUCGCUGCUGCUCAGGACCCGGAGCUGAGUCCCAAGCCCGAGCUCUCUGCAGCGAUGCGGGCGAAAAUCGAGAGGAACCGGCAGCGAGCUCUGAUGCUCCGCCAAUCCCGACUAGCGAGCCGCCCUUUGUCCGCGGUGGAGGGCGCAUCCUCGGCCAAAGUCUCCAAGAUCACCGACUCCGGAGCCGGCUUCUUCAUCGAGGAGGAGGAGGAGGACGGAGAGGAAGAGCACAAGUCGAGGAAGGUGGUGCAUCAGCCAGCUCCAGUGAUUGCGCCAGACUACCUGGUUUGUGAUGAAUGUCAAAAACCAUUUAUGGAUUCCUACCUCAGUAACAGCUUUGACCUGUCUGUGUGUGACAAUUGCAGAGACAACGAGGAGAAGCACAAACUGAUCUCCAGAACUGAGGCCAAGGCACAGUACCUGCUGAAGGACUGUGACCUGGACAUGCGAGAGCCUCCGCUCAGGUGUAUACUGAAGAAGAACCCACACAACCCAACCUGGGGCGACAUGAAGCUCUACCUCAAAGUACAGGUGGAGAAGAGAUCAAUGGUGGUGUGGAGUUCGGAGGAGGCUCUCGAGGAGGCCAAGGAGACGAGAGAAGAGAACCGAGAGGUGCAGAAACAAAAGCGCUUCAACAAGAAGGUCAAAGAGCUGCGUCGGGCGGUGAGGAGCAGCAUGUGGACCAAAGACACCAGCGUGCACCAACACCAGUAUGGACCAGAAGAGGUGGUGGAUCUGGAGGAGGACCUCUACAAGAAGACCUGCACCACCUGUGGACAUGAACUCUCCUAUGAGAAGAUGUAGACACAAACACACACACACACACACACACACACACACACACACACACACACACACACACACACACACUCUGAGACUGUUACAGGUGCUUCUGGGGGGAACCAUACCACUCCUCUUUAUUACUUUUUCCAUUUCUUGAAUAAAACGUUCCAUCCUCAUCACAUACAAGGGGCCAACAUCACUCUGGUGUGUGACGCAUGCCUUUUUCAGUUCAGUAGGGAUUUCUAUGUGAAAUGGUUGUUACUCAGUGGUGGCUCUAGCCUGUAUGGCUCCCUGGGUGAACCCCACCCCCUACAGCUAAAUCAAAAUCAAAAUUCUAUCCUAUAUCAAAACAGAUUUCAUUGCCUUUGUUCAGGUAAGUUAAUGAUACUGCAACACUUUUCUUCGAGAGUGAGAAAAAGGACUGAUGAAGUCACUCAUAUCCGGUUGCUAUGGGCCAUUUAAACAUCUACCAACAGUUGAACGCCAAUUUUAUGGAUCACUAUUUUAACCACACUGAGCUGCUUUUGACUGUGAGAUCUUCUCAGCAGGUAGAAGUCUGCCUAUCUCACGAUCUACAACCAGCAUACUCCCUCCAACAAGAUUGAUUGAGCCAUACGACCCACAUGUCAUUGACGUGACGUGCCACUGAGUGAUAGAAAAUCCAUUGUGCAACAUGCUGUUACUCAUCUCAGCGUAAACGUUGAUUCAGAGAAGCUGUUGAUAUUUUUAGAUCUAACUUAGAAGACUGCCUUUUUUUAGCUCGCUGCCUGUUGCUUCACUUCCUGUUAGGAAUCCCCUUUCAUGAUGGGCAAAUGAAGGAAAGCGUUUUGAAAAUGCAGUCUUAACAAAAGCUGUGGAUUGUGGGGCUCACUCACAAGUUUAGUACAAAAUACGUGAAUUUUGAUUUGAUUAUUUUGAAUUGAUUUAGAUCAUAUUUUAGUUUUAAUUUCAUGUAUUUCGGCUCUGGCUGAUCCAGAUGGCCUGAAAGAUUUCAGUCAUAUGUGCUGUGAUGUCUCCAUCAUUAUAUCAAGGCUGAAGGUUAAAUCAUUACUUGUCCUCUGCCUUAUUCACCUGGAUUGAAUUAGGUCAUAAUUCAUAUAUCACAGUGGCUUAAUAGUCGAUUAGGUUCCUCUGCCAAGCACCAUGUGCUCAAUAACUUCCAGAUGAGGUGUCAUCCAUCCCAGGACAGGGGAUGUAGUGGUGCAUAGACCUAAGUCUGGUCUGAAGUUGCUGGGAAAUAGUUCAGACAUGAGGUCAGACUAUUUUAUUUCUCUGAAUGAAUGUUCAGUUUCAGCUGUAAAGAAAUAGACUUAUUGUCCUGAUGUGGAGUCCUGACUUAUUGUCCUGAUGUGGAGAAGAUACGAUAUGCUGUUUGCUCAGGAGAUAUUUUUAACCUUUCAAAAGACUAAUUCAAGACUAGAUCAGAAAUAAGCUUGUCUGACAUCCUUGUAAAUAUAUUUUUUACAUAAUAGAAAAGUUGUAGAAAAGUUCAAUUAUAAGUAACAAAAUCUAAAAAUCAUGAAUUAAAAUCAGAAGUGUUUUUUGGGGGUAUCUUCUUUUUGCAAAGAUGUUUUUAAAAGAAGCAAACAUACGUUUUUGUCUUAGAACCUGUUUAUUAAGGUCAGAGAUGUGCUGUCAGGUGUAGGGUGAUCCUUUUCAUAGCUGUGUAUUGUAAGUAAAAAUAUUCUCUUUUUCUAUUUAUAUCAUUUGAGACAUUUGUUUUAUUUACAGAAUUAUUUGUAUAUCCUGUUUUUGUAAUUUAAAGUGAAAAUGUAAUUUUCAAGACUCAAGAAUUUCUAUGUAAUAUCAAGACUUAAGGGACUAGGAAUGUUUUUUGGAAUGUGGUUCCUCAAAUUUAAUACUUAUUCUCACGUUCCCUUUCGAAUUCCCAACUUAUUGCCCCACAGUGUUCAAAAGAGCAAAUAAGCCAGUAUGUCAUUUGCAGAAGUUUUACUUUUGUCAUACUUCAUCUUUUGUAAAAUGAUUGUAAAUGUUAGUUUCAGCUUUCUCUCAACUUUAAUGCCAUAAUGGAUGAUAGGUCCUUAAAGUGCUGAUCUACAAUUGAAGCGUGAUAAUGUAAAAAUAUCAAAAGUUGGAUAACUAAAUGCCUUUGAAAAGAUGAAGUCUUCUGAUGUUUAAGUCAUAAAUAAACUUGAAGUCUUAAAAGUG
Pleuronectes platessa (European plaice) is the source of this 3098-nucleotide messenger RNA. It is a transcript of the gene xpa, whose product is annotated as xeroderma pigmentosum, complementation group A. The transcript is spliced from 5 exons. Gene Ontology annotation, cellular component: nucleotide-excision repair factor 1 complex. Bases 120 to 950 code for a protein of 276 amino acids. The record is from RefSeq and is a predicted model, not a curated record. NCBI's taxonomy places the organism in Eukaryota, Metazoa, Chordata, Actinopteri, Pleuronectiformes, Pleuronectidae. Gene Ontology annotation, biological process: nucleotide-excision repair involved in interstrand cross-link repair; base-excision repair; nucleotide-excision repair, DNA damage recognition. Gene Ontology annotation, molecular function: damaged DNA binding.